ACUCGAGGCACCCGAGGUGGCGAGGUACCCGAGUGGAGGUACCCAACUAGCUGAAACGGCUGAGUUUGCUGGUCGAGGCGUGGGGUGUGCUGAGGUACCGUUUGAGGUCAGGUUCUGUUUUCUAACAUGGAUUCCAAGGAGGUGAAACAGGCACUGAAGGAGGCCAGGGAGGCAAUACGACAGAAAGACUUCAAAGCUGCUCUGAGGCACUGCAAGGCUGCUCUGAAACUCGACAAAGAAUGCUACAUGGCCUGGGUGUUCGUGGGCGCUGCGGCACAGGAAAUUGACCAGCUGGAGCAAUCGGUUGCCGCAUUCAGCAAGGCCGCCGCCAUUGCGCCCGACCAGAUCUUGGCGUGGCAGGGACUGUGUGCCCUCUAUGAAAAGCAUCAGAGUCUGGGCAGCUUUGAGAAUGACCGCCACAAUGUCUACUUGAAGUUGAUCGAACUGACACAAAACGAUACUGCAAAGCAGGUCGAAAUGGCUGAAAAGCUGACCGGCUAUUACAGGAACCUUGGGAAGACCACCGAGUACAUAAGCACCCUAGAUUGUUGCAUAAAGCUGAUUCCAGCCUGCAAAGAAGCGCUGCCACUAUGGCAGACACUUCUGGAUUCCAGCAAGGAAAAAAUCGCAAGUUAUCCGAAAGAGCACCAAGACCUUUUACUCGGGGCUUACGAGCAGCUCACAUUUUUAUCGGAGGUGGAGCUGCCGCGCCGGGAAGCACUUUGCCGUCUCUACAUUGAUGCACUGCUCCAGGUCGGUCAGAGGAACAAGGUUACUAAGGAAGUGAAGCGGUUUGGAGAAUCCUUUGCAGAGUCCAUUGUUCCGCUGGAGGUCUUGUGCGGCAUGUAUGUCGACAGCAGCCUCUCAGGUUGGGGAGAUCCAGCUCCGUCUAACGACCUCAAUGCCAUCUGUGAAAUGACGAGCAAGCGACCCAACCUUCCGGUUGGCUGGCUGGCCCGUGCCACUCAUCUGCAUGCCACCGGUGACCACGAAAAGGCUCUUGAGGCUCUCUCAAAAGUUGCUGAAAUCGGUCGUGCAUCAAGGGAGGCUCAUCUACUCCUAUCACUAUGCAACCUUAGCCUCAACAGAUUCCGUCAAGCAGAAGUCCAUGCCCGCAACGGACUGGCUUGUACUGGCGAUGCAGACGGAUGGAUAUCGCAGAAACUACUUCUGUGCCUUGCCAAGUCUUUGUGUGGACAGCUCUGCCACGAGGAAGCUGCGGAUGCCUUGGGCCAGUUACCGGAGGAAUGUGCCAAGGAGACCCCUGUACUCUGGUGUACUUUUCAAGUAUCGCUGCAUUCAGGCAACCUGGACAGAGCUCAGGAAGUGCUUCGAGAACUGGAAACUCGUCUUGGAAAUGACCCCAAGAUUCAGGAAGCUCGCGUUGCAUUACUUAUUCGGCGUGAAGACUUGGCAGAAGCGGAACGCAUCUUGAAAGAACAGAAGCUCGAUUCCCCAGAAGCAAUGCACCUGAGAGCCCUGAUCCAGUGGAAGCUCGGUCAGCGAGACGAAUCCGUGCAAAACUUCCUCGAGGCAGCUCGGUUGGACCCGAAGGACCACCGCAACUUUUUGUUUCUUGGCAAGAACUACCUCCUCCAUGUUAAGGACAAAGAGAAGGCACUGAGAUGUUUUCAACGGGCUUUCCAACUGAACAUGACAAGCGUGGAAGCCGGUUCUUUGCUCAGCGAUGUCCUUUGUGACCUGGGACAGCAGGAGCAAAAUGCCCGGUUCUUAGAAGCCAUCACCAGCCAACUUCCUGUACGAAGGGCGAAGUGGGCGUGGCUGCGGCUAGGUGUCCUGCAGUUGAGUUGUGGUUCGGCGGCAGAAGCAGUACAGUCCCUCCAGAACGCCCUCCGUGGUGAUCCUAAUGACAGAUGUUGUUGGGAGUGCCUAGGAGAAGCCUACCUUCAGCGGGAAAGUCUGGGUGCUGCGCUGCUCUGCUUCAAAAAGUGCCUAGAAGCAAAUCCGCAGGAUCUCUUUGCACUCUAUCAGACGGCAACCAUCAAGGGCCGCCAGGGGCAGCACAAAGACGCCGCGGCAGAUUUCGCAUCUGUGCUCCGAGUUGAUCCUGACUAUGUUCCCGCUUUGAAAGGACUCGCCGAGGCUCAUCUGGCGUUGGCACGCCAGUGUUUGGAACAGGGACUCUGCGGUUUGGGACUCGAUCACUGCCAGGCUGCCGUGGAUGCAGCGGCAAGGGCCGUUGCUCUGCGAGGACAGCUGGUCUGUCUCUGGAAACUGUUGGCAGACACCUGUGUGCUGCCCUCCCUCCUGGGUGUUGCCUGGGCAACGCUUCGUCUCCCAGACUCGCAGCUGGACGGCGUCUCACGGGACGAAUCCCCCGGACGGCUUCUGAGGGCUGCGCAGAGAUUCUACACGAAGGCACUAGGGCUCAAGCCACGGCUGGCCUCCUUGUGGCACGACCUGGGCAUAUCGCUGUGGCUGGAGGCACGUGUGACAAAAAGUGGCUUUGGCAGGGCUCUGGCUAGCCUUCGCAAUGCGAUCAAGCUCAGCCCCCAACAGCACACUUACUGGAACAGCCUCGGCGUGGCUGCCGCGUCUGCUGGAUUAGAAAACUAUUCACUGGCUCAGCACUGCUUCAUCAAGUCCGUGGAGAUAGAGAGCGAUAACCCUUUGGCUUGGACCAACCUGGGUGCCUUGUAUCUCCUUGCCGGAAAUGUCCAGCUCUCUCAUCGGGCAUUUGCCAAAGCUCAAUCACUGGAACCGACGGCGCAACAGCCUUGGGUCGGGCAAGGCCUUGUCGCCGAGAAAGUGCGCCAUCAUGACACUGCGGAUUUGUUUCGGCACUGCACCUCACUGGGGAAUCAUGAUCAAGCAGCCUGUGGCUACGCUCGCUGCUUGUUCGGAACACCGAAGCUCCUUUCUGUUGGCAUUUCGAAGACGAACGUUCGAGAGACUCUACUUGUCGCCUCGGAUGCCCUUUCGAGGGUAGUGGAUCUACAGGGCGGAUCAAAGGCUGAUGCGCUCAACUCGCUCGGAAUUUUGCUGGAGCGGCAAGGGCUGCUCCGGAGUGCAAGGGAUUCUUACAGCAGGGCAUUGAAUGCAAGUGAACAACCUAGGAAGAAUGCGGAAGAUGUCCGUGUCAACUUGGUUAGGGUUCUCUGUCGGCUCGGAGAGUAUGACAGGGCCCUACAGCUUCUGUCGGAGCUUGAAUCCAGAACUGGAGAUGUCCUCUGUCUGCUGGGUUUUGCCCACAGCGGGGUCAAUGAGACAGCAGCAGCGCUGCAAGCUUAUGAGGAAGCUCUUGCUUGUACGACUGAAGAGCAAAAGGCCAGCGUUGCGUUAGCCAUGGCCAUGGUCACCUUGAAAGAUAGCGGAGCCUUGGCAGCCAGGGAUUUGCUACUAAGCAGGCUGAGUUCCCAGGAUGCCUGGUCCCAAGAGGCGCUGGAGGCUCUGUUCUGUCUCGGGCUCCUCACAUCGGACAAGGCUGCUUGCCACGAAGCACUCUCCAGGCUUCUGCCCUCCCCAGGCAAUAGUGUGUCAUUCACCGGAAGGAUUGUAGCCCUGCUGUGCUGCCAGCACCUGCUCGAGGGUGGUGACAAGCGGGGUGCCACUCGUUUUCUGAGCCGUGCCGUCCACCGCGAUCCUGCGAGCGGGUCGCUAUGGUCGGCUCUUGCGCAGGCGUUGCUCUCUGCGCGUAUGCGGAGCGCGGUCCCUUGCUCCCAGGCAGCCCUGGCUCUGGGAGAGAGGUCGCCCCGGCUGCUGGCAACCCUGACGCUCGCGAGGCUACUUCAGGGACACACGAAGGAAGCCCUGCGCUCUGCACAGAAGUUGCUUUUCCUGUACCCCGAUUCCCUUCCUGGCUGGGUGCUCCUGGGAGUGGCCCUGAGCGGUUGCCGUGGCUCGUCGUGCGACAAGGCACUGCAGCAAGACCGCUUCCUGCUGGGUGCAGACGCACACUGGAAGCUGUGGUCUUCCCUGGUGCAAGUGCAGUAUGCCUGCGCACGCCAGCAGUGGCAGCACGCUGCUCAGCUCGUGCCUUUGGUGCUCUGGGGCUAUGCUGGCAAUCCCGAUGUGGCCAAGUUACUCAGGGUCAUUCAAGAGGUCUGUGAAACCUUGGCUGGUGGCACACGCCUCGACAAAAUGUCUCUGGAUUCCGUGAAGGGUGCUGUCUGCAACGAGCAGACAACUGCAAGUUGGUUGCUCCUGUCAAAGCUACAGCAGCAAGCUGGCGAUUUUGAUGGUGCCCUAGAGUCUGUGAAAAAGGCACAAGAACUCGAGGGUGAAGGCGCCAAGACACUUCAACUGCUGCUACGUCAGGCCUUGCUGGCUUUACACUUAGCCAAGGCAAGUGCUGUGAACGCCACUUUUCCGACGGUCUGCUCAAACCGUCGGGACGAGCUUCUGCAAGUUUCAAUGGGGGCGCUCGGCGCAGCCCUCAGGCUGAACCCCAAGUGCAGGACGGGCCACUUGCUGCUCGGAAUCUGGGCGCUCGAAAGUGACAAGGAACGGCUAGCCAAGAAAAGCCUGGAGAGGGUCACCAGGUUCAGCGGCUACGAGAGCUUGUGGCCCUGGGGCCUUGCUGCGAGGAUCCUGCUGCCUGGCUAUUUGGAAGCGAACGACACAGCCAGGCUUGAGAAGCUUCUACAAGCCGACAAAGUCAGCGAGACAUCUUUGGGCCUCAAUGAAGAGCAGAUGUUGCAAUUGAUCUCCAUGGGCUUUAUUAUUGAUGGUUUGCAAUGAAAAAAAAAAAAAGUGUUCAGCCUCAAUAAAAUACACUCUUCUUUUCUCUUACUGCCACCAAGAGUAAACUGCAA
This is a messenger RNA of Ixodes scapularis (black-legged tick), 4775 nucleotides long. Its product is annotated as tetratricopeptide repeat protein 37. Gene Ontology annotation, cellular component: Ski complex. The transcript is spliced from 40 exons. The record is from RefSeq and is a predicted model, not a curated record. Gene Ontology annotation, molecular function: protein binding. Lineage: Eukaryota; Metazoa; Arthropoda; Arachnida; Ixodida; Ixodidae. The coding region runs from base 127 to 4701 and encodes 1524 amino acids.